AUGGGUUCUGUUGAAUUAAAAAAGAGAAAGCGCUCUCAUGCGAAGACUGUGACGCCUGCGGUUGAGAAAAAGGCGAAGAUUGUUGCUCCGGAGAGUGAUGUAGAGAUGGAGAUUGAGGAAGUGGAAGUGGAAGUGGAGCCUGUGGUGGAGGAGGAGGUUGAGGAGGAGAUCGAGGAGGAGGAAGAGGAGGAGGUUGAGGAGGAGGUAGAAAAGAAAGCCGAAGACGAACACAAGCAUUUAUCUUUACCUGCCGUUGGAGAUGCAUCUGUCGAAAAAUUCUCCGAGCUCAAUCUUUCCGACAAAACGAUGAAAGCGCUCAUCGAAGAUAUGAAAUUCGAGUCGAUGACCGAAAUCCAACGAAGAGGUAUUCCACCAUUGUUGGCAGGAAGAGAUGUACUCGGUGCUGCAAAGACAGGUUCUGGAAAGACAUUAGCAUUCUUAAUACCUGCGAUUGAGAUGUUACAUUCUUUGCGCUUCAAACCAAGAAAUGGUACUGGUGUUAUUGUGGUUUCUCCUACCAGAGAAUUGGCAUUACAGAUUUUCGGAGUUGCUAGAGAACUCAUGGCCCAUCAUUCGCAGACUUACGGUAUCGUUAUGGGUGGAGCAAACCGAAGAGCAGAGGCGGAAAAGUUGGUCAAGGGAGUUAAUCUAUUGAUCGCAACACCUGGGCGGCUUCUCGAUCAUUUACAAAACACCCAAGGAUUUAUUUUCAAGAACUUAAAGGCACUGGUUAUCGAUGAGGCGGAUCGAAUCUUGGAAGCUGGUUUCGAAGAUGAAAUGAAGCAAGUUGUCAAGGUUUUACCCAAGGAUGAUCGUCAAACUAUGCUCUUCUCCGCAACACAAACCACCAAAGUCGAAGAUCUCGCAAGAAUAUCUCUUCGACCAGGACCUCUUUACAUUAAUGUCGAUAAUAAGAAGGAACAUAGCACAGUUGAAGGUCUCGAACAAGGUUACGUCGUUUGCGAUUCCGAUAAACGAUUUUUACUACUUUUCUCUUUCCUCAAACGUAACCUGAAGAAGAAGAUUAUUGUCUUUUUCUCCAGUUGCGCUUGUGUGAAAUAUCACGCUGAACUUCUGAAUUAUAUUGAUUUACCAGUUCUUGACUUGCAUGGCAAGCAGAAACAACAAAAACGUACAAAUACCUUUUUUGAAUUCUGUAAUGCUAAACAAGGUACGCUCAUCUGUACAGAUGUUGCAGCUAGAGGUCUUGAUAUCCCCGAUGUAGACUGGGUAAUCCAAUUCGAUCCUCCCGAUGACCCAAACGAUUACAUUCACCGUGUUGGUCGAACUGCGCGAGGUAACGAUGGAAAAGGCCGCUCCCUUCUCUUCCUCCAACCAUCUGAAGUUGGUUUCCUCACCCAUCUCAAGACGGCCCGCAUUCCCGUUGUCGAAUUCGAAUUCCCCGCCGCCAAAAUCGUCAACAUCCAAAGUCAGCUCUCGAAACUGAUUGCACAAAACUACUAUUUGAACAAGAGCGCAAAGGAGGGCUACAAGAGUUACCUCCAAGCCUACGCCAGUCACUCCCUCCGAAGUGUUUUCGACGUAGGAAAAUUGGAUUUAGUCAAGGUAGCCAAGAGUUUCGGUUUCGAUGCACCCCCAAGAGUAGAUAUAAAUAUCUCGGCAGGAAUGAAGGAUACCGUGCAGAAGAAGAGACCAUAUGGAAGUCAACCUCGUCAAGGAGAGAGGAUGAUGAGGAUGAGAUUACGGACAUCGAUUCAGGUGUCGAGUCGGGUAUCGAGUCUUGCUGGAAAAGGGGGUGGGAGAUCAGGAUUGAGAUUGGGAUUGGGAUUGAAUGAUGCCACGGGGUUGAGAUGGGGUGUGGGAAUUGGUAGAGCUGGAAUGGGUGGUAUAGGUAUGAGUAUAGGUGGAAUGGGAAUGGGAAUGAGAAUGAGGAAUAAAAGAGAUUUUUCAAUGACGCAUAGGAGAGGAACGGAUGGUGUGUUUAGUGGGUUGACGGAGAUGCGGACGGUGAGGGUGCCGUUUAUUGAGGCUUGGAGGGGGAGGGAGAGGGAGGAGGGAGAGCAAGGGAUGAUAGAGGGGGAUAAGGAGGGGAUUGAGGGGGGGGAAGGGGAGAUAGAGGGAGAUAAAGGGAAGGGAAAGGGGAAGGGGAUGAUUGUGGGGGAUAAGGGGAUGAAGAGGAUGAAAGAUAGUUUUCAUCGGGUUGACCUCGAUGCUUUGGCAGGUGUCAUCUCAUAUAAACAUACCGGAGAUGCAGUUAUGACCGUCACCGCCGCCGUCGACCGAAUAACGCUCUCCCGCCCCCUCGAAAUAUGCGAUCUCGAGCUCUCGGGCCAAGUUACCUUUGCCACGGGUCGUUCUUCCAUGGAAGUUUCACUCCAAGUAUGUAAAGCGAUUCCUGUUGACCCGGAAAACCAAAACCAAAACCAAAGCCAACCACGCGAACCGAGAAAAAAAGAAGACAUUUUUAUGGAAUGUGCAUUCACCAUGGUCUCCCUUGAUCCGCUUACCAAAAGAGCAGUUAAGAUAGCGGGGGUAGAACCGCAGGAUGAUGAGGAGAGAAGAUUGUAUAAGUUGGGGAUGAGCAGUUAUGAGAAGAAGAAGAGGGAAAUGGGAAGGGGGUUGAAGAGUAAGGAGCCGGAUGAUGAGGAGAGUGAUUUGAUUCAUAGGUUGUGGUUGAAGAUGUUGGAUUAUCAUGAUCCCAACACCCCCACCCUCCUCCCCAAAUCCUACAUCCGCAUGUCCACCUCCACCAUCCAAUCAGUACAAAUCAUGCAACCCCAAUACCGCAACCGCCACAACUUUAUGAUUUUCGGCGGAUUUCUCCUCAAAUCGACUUUCGAAUUGGCUUUUACAUGUGCAUCUGCACUUGCACAUGCGCGACCGAGGUUUGUCGCGUUGGAUCCGAGUACUUUUGUUAAUCCGGUGCCCGUGGGGGGUGUGUUGUAUGUUGGGGCUCGGUUGGCUUAUUGUGAGGUGGGAGAGGGGGAGGUAGGAAAGGGAGGGAAGGGGGAAAAGGGGAUGGGGAAAGGGAAGGGGAAGAGAACAAAAAUUCAGAUAAGAGUAGAUACAAAAGUGAAAAAUGUGGAGCAUGAGAGUGGAGAGACGAAACCGACGGGUCAGUUUAAUUAUACGUUUGAGGUGGAGGGGGAAGUGCAGGUUUUGCCGGAGAGUUAUGGGGAGUUUAUGGUUUAUUUGGAUGCGAGGAGGAGGAGUAGGGGGAGAGGGGGGGUGGUGCAGUAG
This is a messenger RNA of Sclerotinia borealis F-4128, 3201 nucleotides long. The record is from the annotation of a GenBank genome assembly. Lineage: Eukaryota; Fungi; Ascomycota; Leotiomycetes; Helotiales; Sclerotiniaceae.